UCAGAGCUAUUGAAUUCACCCACUUUACGGGGAACCUUGAACGCGUCCAAAUCACAGCGUCUUGGAAGUCUGGUGUGUCCCGGGACUGUGGUCGUGUUUGUGGUCACAGGACAGAGAUGUCUGGCUUUACAGUCCGGAAGUAUCAGGACGAGGAUGCAGAAGCUGUAAAGGAGAUCUUCACUCUGGGAAUGAGCGAGCAUGUGCCCUCAUCGUUCAUGCACGUGCUGAAGCAACCGCUGACCCAGAUGGUGCUGAUGUGCACCUUCUGCGCCCUCCUCACCAGCUCCAAGUCCUUUCUGCUGCCAGUCUUGGCGCUGACCCUGGUCCUGGCAGGCUGUCGCCAGUUUGUCGUCUACUCCUUCCACAGGUACAUUGAAACCUCCCUGGCCAAAGACCUGAGCAACAUCACGGAGGUCUACCUGCAGCAGAAGGACUCGUGCUUCUGGGUGGCGGAGAGCGAGGGUCGUGUGGUCGGCACCGUGGCGUGUCUUCCGAGCGAGAACGCGCCUGAGUGUUUGGAACUGAAGCGCAUGUCUGUACGACGCAGCCACCGCGGACGAGGGAUUGCCAAGGCCAUGUGUGGGACAGUGGCCGAGUUCACUCGGGACAGGGGGUAUGCUGCUGUGGUCCUGUACACGUCUGUGGUCCAGACCGAUGCACAGAAGCUGUAUGAGCAUUCUGGCUAUGAGCGGUGCAGAGAGUUCUGUGUCCCCGAACUCGCUGCCAGGAUCAUGAACUUCACUCUGAUCGAGUACAAGCUCCAGUUGCAUCGAUGCUGAGCUGAGCAAGUCUAGAAGGGGAACUGACAUUCCACAAUAGUUGUCGUCUUAACAGGCUGUCACCCAAAUAAGCUGUAAAUACAUCCUUAGUUUGGAUUCCAAUGUGAUGAACUGACUACUGUUGUUGCACUGUAUAUUUCCUGAUGCCAAACAAUUCAUCCUAUUUUUCUCUUUGUCUGUUUUGGCACUGUCAUUUACAUGUUCUUGUAAAACAGACAAAAAGCUUUGGUUGCAGUUACAGUUUUUUUAAACCUGUAAUCCAUAUUUAUUCUGCUCCAUUCUUGCAUAGAAAGACAACACAGAUGACAGGAGAGAAAUCUUUUUCAUGCGUACUUUGCUCAAUUGUCCGCAGGUAAUUCAGUAUUAACAGUGACUGAUGGGAGUUUGUUCAUAACCUGCUCACUGAGUACAAUGACCGUUUCCCUUCAUAUGUCUAGUCUUUCCCCGAAAGUGUGGCGAUGCAACAUGCAGCGAUAAGAAAUUAAGAUUGUUUCAUUAAUUCAAUUUCAAAUGAUUGCUAUUGCAGUGAAUGAUUUAAGCAACAUGUUCUCAUAUCCUCAGGGAUACAAUUAUUUAUACCUCAAUUGAAUCUAAUCAUGUAUAUUUUUAAUAAACAAU
This is a messenger RNA of Synchiropus splendidus (mandarinfish), 1397 nucleotides long. It is a transcript of the gene nat8, whose product is annotated as N-acetyltransferase 8. The record is from RefSeq and is a predicted model, not a curated record. NCBI's taxonomy places the organism in Eukaryota, Metazoa, Chordata, Actinopteri, Syngnathiformes, Callionymidae. The coding region runs from base 117 to 779 and encodes 220 amino acids. The transcript is spliced from 2 exons. Gene Ontology annotation, molecular function: N-acetyltransferase activity.